AGAAUGGGGCGGGUCCUUCUCUGUGGGGCUGGAUCGUAAGGCGGAAACAGGAUAUGCCAAGUGAACGUUGGGCUGAGGUGUGUUUAUGUGAGUUUUAGGGCCGAUUUUGAAAAAGUAAAAUUUAGCCUGGCAGGAUAGAGCGGUGGAGACAAAGUAUUCAACUCCUGUCUUAGUUUGACAACAGUUGGACUUCUCCCGAGUUCUUCUUUGGUGCUGCGGGCUCCAGGCUGCUGCUGAGGCACCAUGAAAAGGUUCAGGCGACAUGGAACUGAGUCCCAGCGGGAUCGCCUCAAACAGGAGCUCUUCCAGUUCACCAAGACUGUGGAACAUGGAUUCCCCCACCAGCCCAGCGCUCUGGGAUACAGUUCCUCUCUUCAGCUCAUGGCCAUUGGAACUCGCUCUGGAGCCAUCAAGCUGUACGGCGCUCCUGGCGUGGAGUUUAUGGGUCUCCAUGAUGAAAAUGCUGCCGUCACACAGGUGUUCUUCAUGCCUCAUCAGGUGGAGCUGGUGACUUUGCUGGAUGACAACAGUCUGCACAUGUGGACUUUACGAAGCCACAAAGGACUUUCAGAGCUGCUUGAGAUAGGCCGUUUCCUGCUGACUGGACCACCUGGGGCCCCCCCCAGUGUGACCAGAGUGACUUCAGUGCUGACUCACUCCUCAGGGGAGCUGCUAUUGUUGGGAACAGAAGGUGGACAUGUGUUCAUUGUUGAAGUCCCAGGAUUCAGAGAGUUGGAAGAGAUGAACAUCAGCCUUGACCAAAUCACCAGCUGUGUACCAGAUGACUACAUUGGUCGCAGGAAUCUGGAACAUGUUGAGGCCCUGCAGGAGAACCCCAUCAACUCCAAUCAGGUUGCUAUCGGCUACGGACGGGGUCUGAUGGUCAUCUGGGAUUUGAAUCACCGCUGUGCCAUCCGCCACAUCCCGGCUACUCAGCAGCUGGAGAGCAUGUGGUGGACGGAGAAUGGAAGCUGCAUUCUGAGCUCGCACAGUGAUGGAAGCUAUUGCUGCUGGACAUUGAGGACUGGGGAUAAAAAGGAGGAAGAGGAGAAAUCCAAUAUUCCAUACGGACAUUUUCCUUGCAAGGCCAUCAAUAAAAUAGUUCAGCUUCCGACUGCAGGAGGGCCUCCGUUCCUGCUGUUCAGUGGUGGCAUGCCGCGGGCCAGCUACGGGGACAGACACUGCAUCACCGUGAUCUACAGUAAAACACAAGUGGCCUUCGACUUUACCUCCAGGAUCAUCGAUUUCUUUGUCAUCAGAGAUGGCCCCCACCACACAGGAGAGCCCAGCGCGCUGGUGGUACUGGUGGAGGAGGAGCUGGUUGUCAUCGACCUGCAGACAGAAGGCUGGCCUGUUAUUCAGACACCUUACCUGGUUCCGCUCCACAGUUCAGCCAUCACCUGCUCCCACCAUGUGUCUGCCAUUCCCCUUAAACUAUGGGAAAGGAUUAUUGCUGCUGGAGUGGUCCAGAAUACUCAGUACUCAAAAAAGCUUUGGCCGAUAACAGGAGGUCAGAACCUGGCCCCAGAUCCUCCACAGAGGGACCUGUUGCUCACUGGACAUGAGGAUGGAACUGUGCGGUUUUGGGAUGCAUCAGGAGUUUGCCUGUAUCCUCUGUACAAGCUGUCCACAGCGGCAGUGUUCAAUGCAGAUGCUGACCUUAAUGACAACAUGAGCCAAAGCGCUGAAGGAGAGUGGCCACCCUUCCGAAAGGUUGGCUGCUUCGACCCAUACAGUGAUGACCCAAGGCUUGGAAUCCAGAAGAUCCAUCUAUGCAAAUAUAGUGGCUACCUUACUGUUGCUGGCACUGCAGGACAGAUUCUGAUGCUGGAGCUGAAUGAUGAGGCAGCAGAGCAGACAGUGGAGGCUAAAGUUGUGGAUUUGUUGCAGGGACAAGAGGGAUUCCGCUGGAAGGGCCAUACCCAACUGGAUGUUCGUGAGGAGCCUGUGCUUUUCCCGCCAGGGUUCCAGCCUUUCACUGUGGUCCAGUGUCAGCCUCCUGCUGUAGUAACAGCCCUCAAUCUACACUCGGAGUGGAAGCUGGUAGCCUUUGGAACCAGCCACGGCUUUGGCGUGUAUGAUUACCUACAGAAGAACACUGUUCUUGUCAAGUGCACAUUAAAUCCCAGUGACCAGCUCGCAAUGGAAGGACCUCUGUCCAGAGUAAAGAGCAUAAAGAAGUCCCUGCGACAGUCAUUUAGAAGAAUCAGACGCAGCAGAGUUUCUUUGAGAAAACAUCACAUCAGCAAUACCAACAAGAUUCAGGAGGCAAACGCUCGUCUUGAGGCUGAACUGGCCGAGAUGGAGCUGGCUCCUGUCCAGAGGAAGAUUGAAGCUCGGUCCUCAGAUGACUCCUUCACUGGCCUUGUUCGAAUUCUAUGCUUCGCUGAUACCUUCUUGUCAGAUAGUUCACACAACACCCCCUCCUUGUGGGCAGGGACUAACGGUGGAACAGUGUUUGCAUACAUUCUCUACAUCCCUCCUGUGGAGCACAGAGCAGAUGAAGCUCUUACUGCACAGCCAGCUAAGGAGAUCCAGCUGAUGCACCGUGCCCCAGUGGUUGGGAUUGUGGUGUUGGAUGGUCACGGGGCUCCACUGCCUGAACCUUUAGAGACGGCCCAUGACCUGGCUCGCUCACCUGACCUGCUUGGCUCACACCAUGUAUUGGUCAUCUCUGAGGAGCAGUUCAAGGUUUUCACUCUGCCAAAGUUGAGCUCUAAGAUGAAGCUUAAGCUGACUGCUGUGGAUGGAUCCAGGGUACGGAGAGUGGGUGUGGCCUGGUUUGGAAGCAGCCGAACGGAAGACUAUGGCGAGAGUGGAUUGGUUUUUCUGACCAAUCAGGGUGAUGUGCAUGUGUUGUCACUCCCACAUAUUAAAAUGCAGAUUAGGUACCCCUGCAUCCGACGGGAGGAUGUCAGUGGCAUCGCCUCCUGUGUUUUCACCAAGCAAGGCCAGGGCUUUUACCUGAUGUCUCCAUCUGAGUUUGAACGAUUCUCUUUGUCAACUCGCUACCUGGUGGAACCUCGCUGUCUGGUUGAAGCUCCUCUUCCUCCAGUCUUUUCCAACCAACACCAACCAAAGCUUGAAGGAGCCUCAUCAGCCCUCAGAUGUACACAAGACACUGAGGAUCCAGAAAGCGCAGCUAGACGUGUUAUGGAGCAUGCGUUGCUGAAUGAUGAAAAAGUUCUGCAGGAAAUCCAAAAGUCUUUAGAGGGUGACCAGACGGCAUUCCCAGAGAAUAAUGUGAAGAGUGCUGUUGCCUGAGAUCAGGUUCUCAGCUGCUCAGAGAAUAAAUCCAUUAAAAUGUAUGAAGUGCACUACAGUCACACAGAUUCUCUAACCUCCUGCUUGGCACACAUAACCACUACUGAUUCCUGAUCCUUCUAAGAGCCACUUUAAAUGGAGGCCAAAAGGCUCACAGUGCUGCAGCUGUUUGAGUGCCAUAAGGACGCAGCAGACUGAAGAUGAGUCCAGGGCCUCCCUGUGCCUCCUUGGCAUGGUGACUCGCUUCCAGCUGGAAACUACAUGAAAUAUUUUCCUUUUCCUGCCUACAAUCUGAGUCCAUCAAACCAGUUGUGAUCAAUCCUCAUAGAUGCAAUGGAUACCUGGAUUGUGGUAAAAGUAAGUUUGAAAAAAAAAAAAAAUUAUUUGAAGUUAUUUUUUUUUCUUUUAAACUAAGAUGUUUGUGUUUUUUUUGUUAGUUUGCCAGUAUUUGUCUGUAUGUAUAUUAUAGUGAUAUACAUGAAUUAGCUUGAUGCCUAAAUUUAAAAAUAUAUACUUUAAAAAUGUACUCUGCUAUAUUUUUCACCCAAAUUCUUUAUACCUUUACACAUUUUUAACGUGACACUAGGUAAUUUUAUAUGGACACAUUCUCUAAUAACGUUCAUGCAGUGAACCACUUUUUAAUUUACUAUUUUUUUGGUUUUACUCGGGUUAUAAUUUUAAUAAUGGCCUUUCAAAAGUAGGUCUUUUUUGUCUUAUGAUUUCUCCCUUUCAGAAUUUAUGAAAGAAUUUAUUGUGUAAUCAUAAGAUAAAUUUGAAUAAAGGGCUGUUCCUAAAUUAAACUGUUACUUUUUAGGGGAAAAAAAGAUUUUUGUUUGUUAAAGCCAAAAUGGGGAUUCACACUACAUGCUCAGUCCCACCCUUUCCUGUUAGCUGUAAGGUAAUCUGACCACAGGUACUUGUGCACUACAGUUCAGCACACUGUUCUUCUUUUGGGGGGAACUUUGUCUAGGGUUUAUUUUUAUAAAUAUUAUUAUUAUUAUUGUUUUGUAAACUGUUUAAGCCAGCAAUAUUUGAUGUGAUUUUGGAAUGUAAUUGUAAGUGAUGAUAGAAAAUUGUUAUAUACUGUAUUAUGUAUGUGACAACUGUGCCUAUUUUAACUGGGAUUGGCUGCUAUUUAGAUCACACUAGAAAAUAUUUUGGUACUGUGUGUUUGAAUGCUUGGUAUUUUAGCAUCAUUUUGCAAUAUAUUUUUGUAGCAAACUGAUUCUGAAACCUGAUAUUUUUCAGUUGUAUGAAAUUUUACACUGUAGUUUUCUUAUACACAAUUAUAUGUUUUUCUUAAGACCUUUUGUCUGGUGUCAUGUCUGUGGUACAAAGGGGUAUAGCAAAUUAGCUUGUUAAACUGCUCAUAUCUUCAAGCUCCAUUUCCUUCAUCUUAACCUUGUGUUAAGCUUGUUUGCCAGCACAGUUAAAAUCAUAAUCAACAGAGCAACAAUACAUUAUUCACCAUAACAAAAACAAAACAAAAGUGUAUUAAGAUCAGACGUUUUCUUCCAGCUUUUAAAUAAUUUGAGCAAGGACAAUAGCAUGCUAGUGAACAGCUACAUUAUUGUAAAUAAGAACUUACCUGAUUAAAUUAAGGUUGAAUUUAAAAUGGACGAAAGUUGAAUUUAGACUUUUUUUUCUACUUUAUAAAGUUUCUGAGGGCCUCUGUCCAGAGCUGUUACUGUAUGAGAAUAAACAAAGUGUAAAAUUUGAAA
Messenger RNA from Xiphophorus couchianus (Monterrey platyfish), 4985 nucleotides. RefSeq names its product LLGL scribble cell polarity complex component 2 (gene llgl2). Lineage: Eukaryota; Metazoa; Chordata; Actinopteri; Cyprinodontiformes; Poeciliidae. Gene Ontology annotation, cellular component: cortical actin cytoskeleton; plasma membrane; cytoplasm. Gene Ontology annotation, molecular function: myosin II binding; GTPase activator activity. Gene Ontology annotation, biological process: Golgi to plasma membrane transport; regulation of Notch signaling pathway; establishment of spindle orientation. The record is from RefSeq and is a predicted model, not a curated record. The transcript has 28 exons. The coding region runs from base 244 to 3264 and encodes 1006 amino acids.